AUGUCCGUCCCCAGCUAUCCCCCCCGCCAGCUCUACUACGACGGCAAGACGCAGCCCGCCACCUCGGGCAAGACCUUCCCCUCCAUCGACCCCUCCACCGGUCGUGUCAUCGGCGAGAUCCACGAGGCGUCCACCGCUGAUAUCGACGCUGCCAUUGCCUCUGCCGAACGCGCAUUCCCGGCCUGGUCGCAGACGCCUCCCAUCGCCCGCGCCCGCAUCCUCCAGAAGGCCGCGCAGCUGCUGCGCGAGCGCAACGACGAGAUCGCCGCCACGGAAACCCAUGACACGGGCAAGGCGUUCAGCGAGACGAGCGUUGUCGACGUCGCCACGGGCGCCGACGUCCUCGAGUACUUUGCCAAUCUGGUGGGCGGAGGCGGCCUGAAUGGCGAGACGACGCAGCUGCGUGAGGAUGCGUGGGUGUACACCAAGAAGGCGCCGCUGGGCGUCGCCCUCUGGAAGUCCGCCCCCUGCCUGGCAGCAGGCAACACCAUGGUCUACAAGCCCAGCGAAUUCACCUCCCUGCACGGCGAGACGCUCGCCAAGAUCUACACCGAAGCCGGCCUGCCGCCGGGCGUGUUCAACGUCGUCCACGGCGCGGGCGACGUCGGCGCCUACCUGACCUCGCACCCGUCCGUCGCCAAGGUCUCGUUCACCGGCCAGGUGUCCACCGGCAAGAAGGUGGCCUCGACCGCCGCCGGCGACAUGAAGUACGUGACGAUGGAGCUGGGCGGGAAGAGCCCGCUGAUCAUCCUGCCGGACGUCGACCUCGACAUGGCCGUCGACGGCGCGAUGAUGGCCAACUUCUACAGCACGGGCCAGGUGUGCACCAACGGGACGAGGGUGUUCAUCCCGAAGUCUCUGAAAUCCGAGUUUGAGAAGCGCCUCGUCGAGAAGAUGCAGUACGUGCGGCCCGGGCCCGUCAUGGACCCGGCCACGAAUUUCGGCCCUCUCGUGUCCAAAGUCCACUACGACAAGGUCACGGGGUACAUCCGGCACGGGAUCGAGCAGGACCGCGCGACGCUGCUGUACGGCGGGCUGGACAAGCCCAAAGUGCCCAAGGACCUCGAGGGCGGGUUCUGGGUGCAGCCGACCAUCUUCACGGACUGCACGGACGACAUGCGCAUCGUGCGGGAGGAGAUCUUCGGACCCGUGAUGUCGAUCCUGACGUACGACACCGUCGACGAGGCCGUGCGCCGCGCCAACGCGACCGAGCUGGGUCUCGCAGCGGGCGUGUUUACCAGGGACCUCAACCAGGCGCACCGCAUCAUCGACCAGCUGCAGGCGGGCAUCACGUGGGUGAACUCGUGGGGCGAGAGCCCGGCGGAGAUGAGCGUUGGCGGAUGGAAGCAGAGCGGCGUUGGCGUGGAGAACGGCCGGCGAGGCAUCGAGAUGUGGGUGCGCAACAAGAGCACGCUGGUUGACAUGAGCGGGUCGGUUGCCACGGCUUUUGCGAAGUUGUAG
Messenger RNA from Rasamsonia emersonii CBS 393.64, 1461 nucleotides. RefSeq names its product Betaine-aldehyde dehydrogenase. Bases 1 to 1461 code for a protein of 486 amino acids. The record is from RefSeq and is a predicted model, not a curated record. Gene Ontology annotation, molecular function: aldehyde dehydrogenase (NAD+) activity. NCBI's taxonomy places the organism in Eukaryota, Fungi, Ascomycota, Eurotiomycetes, Eurotiales, Trichocomaceae. The transcript has 2 exons.